UGCGGCUUAUUUACCGAAUCCAUCUGUCACCUACCUACCUUGCCCUUGCCAAGACCCAAGACAAACAUCCAUCCAUAGACUCUUACUUGACUUCCUUUUCCUCCUUUCACAAUGAUCCAAGUUCCUCGACAGCCCUUUUCCACCGCCGCCCGUAUCCACCCCAACAUCGUCCCUCACCUUCGACCCCAGAAGAGAAUGCCCUUUGGCAGGUGGGUCAAGCCCGUUGGGGCCGUUUUGGUUGUAGGCUACGGCGUCAAGACCUACCUCGAAAUGGUUCAAACACGCCGCAUGGCCCAGAUUGAGGCAAUGGAACGCGAGAAUGCCGCCUUCAAGGAGCGCAACGAGACCCUCAUGAACAUGUACGGCGAUCGAUCCAGUCUCAAUGAGCUCGAAAAGGCCAUCGAGUUUUACGAGAAGCGAUAAAUCAUCACGCCCAUGACAACCAAAACAUGCACCAUAAAACAACAUAAAAAAAAAGAACCAGCCUGGAUGGGAUUCUCGUCCUCCCUUAGCAACUUGUUUGAAGCGACACCACCCUGGAAAACGGGUCGGCCUCGGAAUUCACUGGACGGAUAUCACGACGAUUUGAAGACAUCAGUCGGCAUUUGCAUGGAAACGGCGUUUAAAGGGAUACCACUUGCGGGAUUAUCAUUUGAGAAUGGCGGAAUAUUUUUGGUGUUUUUUACACCUCGCGGCUCGGAAUCACAUCGAUCCUCGGUCAUCGUCGACACCCCCAAGUAUUUGGGACAUCUCGACUCGGAGCCGACGGCCUCGGUGAUCAUAUGCCCGGCUACUGGAUAUGG
Fusarium vanettenii 77-13-4 is the source of this 803-nucleotide messenger RNA. RefSeq lists its product as uncharacterized. Lineage: Eukaryota; Fungi; Ascomycota; Sordariomycetes; Hypocreales; Nectriaceae. The coding region runs from base 112 to 423 and encodes 103 amino acids. The transcript has 2 exons. The record is from RefSeq and is a predicted model, not a curated record.